AUGCAGCAGCAAAGAGACAUUUGCCCUGUACUUCUAUCAAUAAUUCGAGAAGAACUUGCCAAAUGCGACCAGGGGGACAGUAAGCAAGUCCUGGAUGAAAAGCAGAAAUGCAUGCAGGCUGAUCUGCAGCCGUUAGCCUUGGAGCAGUCAGUCAGAUACACCUGUAAUUGUAGAACAUCACCUGCAGCAAGAAAUCUACAGGGUGGUUCGGCUCAGGAUGAGUUUGACAGCGAAGAGGAUUUUCUUCAAAGAAUGGCAAGACUUCAUCGUUCUCUUGCAACCAUAGAAGCUUUUUAUCGUGAUUCUUAUAAAAAGAAAAAUUGCUAA
Molecule: messenger RNA, 327 nt
Organism: Candidula unifasciata
Lineage: Eukaryota; Metazoa; Mollusca; Gastropoda; Stylommatophora; Geomitridae
Source: the annotation of a GenBank genome assembly